Messenger RNA from Neogale vison (American mink), 1900 nucleotides. It is a transcript of the gene CBLN1, whose product is annotated as cerebellin 1 precursor. Gene Ontology annotation, cellular component: glutamatergic synapse; synaptic cleft. Gene Ontology annotation, molecular function: protein binding. Lineage: Eukaryota; Metazoa; Chordata; Mammalia; Carnivora; Mustelidae. The transcript has 3 exons. Bases 1 to 582 code for a protein of 193 amino acids. The record is from RefSeq and is a predicted model, not a curated record.
AUGCUGGGCGUCGUGGAGCUGCUGCUGCUGGGGGCGGCGUGGCUGGCGGGCCCGGCCCGCGGGCAGAAUGAGACGGAGCCCAUCGUGCUGGAAGGCAAGUGCCUGGUGGUGUGCGACUCCAACCCCACGUCCGAUCCCACCGGCACAGCUCUGGGCAUCUCUGUACGCUCUGGCAGCGCCAAGGUGGCUUUCUCUGCCAUCAGAAGCACCAACCACGAGCCGUCCGAGAUGAGUAAUCGCACUAUGAUCAUCUACUUUGACCAGGUACUAGUGAACAUCGGGAAUAACUUUGAUUCUGAACGCAGCACUUUCAUCGCCCCGCGCAAAGGGAUCUACAGUUUUAACUUCCACGUGGUUAAAGUCUACAACAGACAGACCAUUCAGGUGAGCCUCAUGUUAAAUGGGUGGCCGGUGAUUUCAGCCUUUGCUGGUGACCAGGACGUGACCCGGGAGGCUGCCAGCAACGGAGUUCUAAUCCAGAUGGAGAAAGGCGACCGAGCAUACCUCAAGCUGGAGCGGGGGAACUUGAUGGGGGGCUGGAAGUACUCGACCUUCUCCGGAUUCCUGGUGUUUCCCCUCUGACUGGCUCAUUGCCGGAAUGGAGGCAGGGAGAGGGCGAAGGCAGGAGGAAGGCAGGAGAGAGAAUGAGAAAGAGGCUGAAAUUUAGAGGACGAGAAAGCCGAAGGACUUGAAACUUCCUACAUGUUCCCCAGCUGUAUCCGGGUAAAAGGUGCGCGCCGGGGAUCGGACUACUCUGUCCGUUUCCUCAUUAGGAAAAGUAUUCCGCUUAGCUCUGCGCACUCCCAUUUCCAAAAAUAAACUCGUCUCCCCGAUUCCGGUUGAAGUAAUCAAGAAAGAGAGACUGCCUUGUCAUUGUUUCUACCCCCAUGUUCCUAUUCCUUACAAUUUAUACAAAAGAAACUGUAUUUCACUGUAUAACGUGAAAUAUCUUCCUCCUCACUCCCCUCUGAAUCUUUCCACCUGCUGAAAUCUAAUAUGCCCCUCCCCUCUUUUUAGUUUGGAGAGGGGAUAAGGUUUUUGUUCGUUUUUGUUUGUUUGUUUUUAUUUUGAAAGGGGGAGGUAGUUUUAAUUUGGCAAAUAUUGCUCUUAAAACACAGCUCAAGAGUUAAUUAGCUGAACAUACUUUGUGUCCUCCGCUGCUUGUUAGCAGAGAAGGGACUCACCUUCGGGGUGACUGGUUCAAAAAUAUAUAUAAAUAUAUAUCAUUUGUAUUCAAAGAACUCUUCCCAGUGGAAACUGGCUGUAUUUCCGUAUUUCUAUGUCCUAUUCGGAGUGAUCGUGAAAGGCUGCUUGAUGUCUUGAUGCUUGUCAAUGCCCUCGUGUUCUGUGGCUCACUAAAUGCCAGGAGGUUCUUCCGGACGCUUCCUCGUCCUCUGUAACAUACGUGUGAAUAGCCAAGAUUUAAUUUUGCUUUAACCCAAUAAAGUUGAAGUGGGACUUUUAUUUUUCUGGAACAGCUGUCUAAACUCCGCAUCUUUCCCAGCUGCGAGGUUUGGGGGCGGGCUGUGGAAGGGCGAGGCUCGGAGGCGCGGGAAGUCGACUUGGUGAGAAAUGCAACCCUUGGUGAGAACGCAACCCGAGAGAGGCCGGGGCUCGAGCGCAUCCUUGCGAAGCCAGCCCGCACUCCUUUCUGCGCCAGGCCUAGAGCCAAGCCCCGCAUUCGCCCGUGCUCCCUGCUUUGGCCGAAAUCUUGCGAGGCCCGGCGCCACUACCGGCCUGGAAGCGAAGUUUGGAUUUUUUCGAAGUCCAAAUGCAUCAGGGAGAAUCCCAAUUCGAGGAGCCAGCACGACUCCCACGCGUCUGCCCCUGGAUUUCCCCAGCCGUCCGCCCCACAGUUCCGGGAGCAGCGUCUGUUUUUACCAGCGCCUCUGAAUUCGAG